Molecule: messenger RNA, 1617 nt
Organism: Trypanosoma rangeli
Lineage: Eukaryota; Euglenozoa; Kinetoplastea; Trypanosomatida; Trypanosomatidae
Exons: 1
Coding region: 1-1617 (538 amino acids)
Source: RefSeq, a predicted model, not a curated record
AUGGUGACAGAUGCCUGUGGGGCCAGUCGUCCUAACGGGGCUGUGCAGGCGUUCAAGCGUCUUCUGCGUGCCACCGGCGUGAGCCCAGGCAAUGCGUUUGUUCCCGCCCCAUGCCGCGGCGGCGGUGCCUGGUGUAACGACGCGGUGAGCGCACGCGACACCGUGGCGACGUGCGAGCUGGCGACGCGGGGGGACUACUUCGGGCCUCGGUCCUUAGCACUGCUCUGCCUGCGGGUGCGUCCGGCCUGCCCGGGCCACGCGUUCCCCACCUCGUGCGUUGUCAGCCUCUCCACGAGCUCGCAGCGGCUGGACGCGCUGGCGCUGCAGGACAUCGUAGUCAAGGAGUGGCCGCUGCACUCCGCCGGGGCAGAGACCACCGUUGCCGUGAAUACCCUCUAUCACGUUGCCACCCUGCUUGGCGCAGAGCCCGUCGCUGGCACGCGCGUCUUCAUGACGCUGCGCUUCCUCGGUUGCUGCGACGCCUCGGACACGCACCGCAUCGCCGCGGUGGAGCUCUUAUACACCCCACACGACACGCGCACUGUGGCGGUGGAGCUCACACCGAGCCCCACGCCAUGCCACGCUGCGGUGGCGGAGCACCACGACGCGUCGUCCAGUGACGAGGACGUUGUCCCACCAUCACCGCCACCGCCACUGCGGCGAGUCAAGACCCUGCACUCCUCACUUAGCAGGACCAGCACUGAUGCGGAUAGCCGCGCGGAGGGCAGCGGUGCCACGCCUGCCGGCAGCGAAGAUGAUGUUUUGGCAGAGUACGUCUUCCACGCCAUGUCUCGCUCCCCGCGACGCCGUUCGGUGACGCAGCCCCUCCGCACCAUCUUCGUGGACAUCGACACGGAAGAAAACGAGGAAGACUUGACGGCGGACAACGUAAUUGAGGUCCCAACCUCGCCCUGCACAACACUCUCCACCUCGUCGCGCCUGCCUGCUCACCCCACGGUGGCGGGAAGGCGGCUGCCGAGCGCUGGCACCCCCGUUGUUUCCGCUUCACGCGUCUCUGCCGCAUCGCGCCGGGCCCUGUGCUGUAACGAGGGUGCCGUGCCGCGGCAGGAGCCCCCGGCGUCACCGCAGUCCACCACAUCCGACGGCGGCGUCUCCGCUGCACCCCGGCGCGGCGACCCGCGCCAGCCGACCCUGCGGGAGGCGUGUUGUUCAUCUGUCGUGGUGACCGCGUUCGCGUCACCGCCGCGUUGCGCCGCCUUUGUUGUGCCCGACCGCCGCGACUUUGUCGCCGUGGGUCUGUUGCAGCAGCGACAGAAGGAGGAGGAGGAGCGGCAGCAGCAACGCCGCUACGUGCAGAGGGUUUCCUCCAUGCUGUGGGAAGAGGCCUGCGCCCCGCCGGCAUUUCCGCGUCACGGCGUGGAGAACGAGGCAGCGGCUGCGGUGGUACAAAACAGGCGACGCAUUCAGAACCUGCAGGGCGUGCCUGCGUACGAAGCGGAGCACGACCUGCUGAGGGCGGUGAUGGAGCUGCUUGGGCUGCCACGCGAGACGCUGUACCGGGGGGGCGUCGUCACGCCGUACCUCCACCGCCUCCAGUCGACUCUGCUCGGUGCAGCCAAGCGCCUGCUCACGGCAGCCAUGUCCUUCACCGCGUGA